Molecule: messenger RNA, 2867 nt
Organism: Syngnathoides biaculeatus (alligator pipefish)
Lineage: Eukaryota; Metazoa; Chordata; Actinopteri; Syngnathiformes; Syngnathidae
Product: acyl-CoA dehydrogenase family member 11-like
Molecular function (GO): oxidoreductase activity, acting on the CH-CH group of donors
Source: RefSeq, a predicted model, not a curated record
UGAAAGUCUUUCAGACGCAAGCAAAGCUGGCCAAUCUGAUUGUCCAGGGCGUUCCCCGUCUUUCUUCCAAGGCCAUGACAGCUGUAAGGUGCUGCCAGGCUGCUGGCUGCUGGCUGCAGGUGCGGCGUGUUGUCACCCGAUCCCCCGUCCACACCAGACGAGCCAGCAGCCUUGAAGCAGGCUCAAGACCAUCUGAGGAAGAACAACUCCGGGAAACGGCAGCUGCAGGUCUGCCCGUCUCUGCGGCCGGGCUGGGGUCUUUCUUUCAGGACAGACCUGUGCUCAAGAACCCUUUUCUGGAGGAUGCCCUACUGAGGGGAUACUUGAGGAGGCACCUGCCUCAAGAGGAUGUCUUCACAGACUUGUGUGCCUUUGGCAACCGCGUGGUGACGGAGGUGGACACAUGGGGGAGAGAGUGCGAAGUCACUCCCCCGCGACUGAUCCACUUUGACCCUUGGGGUCGCAGAGUGGACCACAAAAUGAAAGCGCUGUCAGCAGAGGAGGGAUUGGUCGCCAUUGCCUACGAGAGGCGGUUUGGAGAGUGGAGCCGAGUUUAUCAAAUGAGCAAGUUGUACAUCUUCUCCCCGUCCUCUGGCCUCUACACUUGCCCUCUGGCCAUGACUGACGGGGCUGCCAAAGUCAUCCAGUCCGUAGGGGUUUCCUGGCCUGUAGAAGAAGCCUUCAGGCGACUAACCAGUCGUCAGCCUGAACAUUUCUGGACAUCAGGGCAGUGGAUGACAGAAAGACAAGGAGGCUCAGAUGUCGCCGGUGGCACAGAAACAGUGGCUGUACUCCAAACAGAUGGUCACUACAAACUUUACGGUUUCAAGUGGUUCACAUCAGCCACUGAUGCAGACAUGACUCUUACGUUGGCCAGAGUGAGAGAUAAAACAGGAACAACAACACCGGGCAGCCGAGGUUUGUCUCUCUUCUACGCAGAGGUGAGUCGAGACCAAGACGGCUGUUUGAGAGGGAUUGAAGUUCAGAGGCUGAAGGACAAACUAGGCACCAGACAGAUGCCCACGGCCGAGUUGCUGCUUGACGGCCUCCGGGCACACCGGCUCUCAGAUGAAGGGAGAGGUGUGGCCUCCAUCGCAAACAUGCUGACUAUAACCAGGAUCCACAACAGCAUCUCUGCAGCAGCAGCAAUGAGAAGGGUGGUCCAUUUAGCGCGUGACUACGCCACUCGCCGCUCCGCUUUCGGAAAGCUUCUUAAAGACCACCCGCUUCACAUGCAGACCCUUGCCAGGAUGGAGGUAGAGACCCGUGGGGCUUUCCUCCUGGUGAUGGAUGCGUGUCGCCUGCUGGGACGAGAGGAGAGCGGCAUCGCCACUCAGCUCGAGACGCACCUCUUACGUCUGCUCACGCCUGUCGUCAAACUCUACACUGGGAAACAGGCGGUUGCUGUGGUGUCAGAGGGUUUGGAGAGCUUUGGCGGGCAGGGCUACAUCGAGGACACGGGGCUGCCGGGACUACUUCGCGAUGCACAGGUGCUGAGCAUAUGGGAAGGAACAACAAAUGUUCUGUCCCUGGACGUCCUGCGCUGCGUGGCCCGGAGCUCGGGAAUGGUCCUCCAUGCUUAUUUCAACCACGCCAAAUCUCUACUCGCAGGCGCUUCAAGCGUUUCCUCUUUGGGCCCAGCGGUGAGAGCAGUGGACGCGGCUCUCUCUGAACUGGAAGGUUUCGUGCAGGAGGCGGCGGCCAGAGCGCCGAGCUAUCUGCAGCUGGCAGCCAGAGACUUGGCGUACAGCCUCGCCCGCAUCUAUGCAGGUGCCCUUCUCGUUGACCACGCAAGUUGGGAAGGGGCGUCCCCAGCUGACAUCUACGCAGCUCUCAGGUGGUGUGAACAGGACCUGUGCAUCGUGGCAUCCAACAAGGGGAAAGGACGCUACGGCGCUAAUUGCCAAGGACUUGAUUCGGCGUUUGUGUACGACCAAGUUAUGGAUGCCAACACCUAAUUCAUACUUUUAUUUUUAAAUGAUAAACAGUACUUCAGCUUUAUUAAUGACAAUAAUCAUGCACUUUUUAGAUAGUUGUUACUGAGCAAAUGAAAGUCACAUUUAUUUGCAUGGCCAAUGGAAGAGGUCUGUCUGUGAAAACAAUUACAAUACAUAAUAGCCUGUCGUUAUCCGAGCCGCUUAUCCUCACAAGGGUGGCAGGAAAGCCCAUCCCAGCUAGCUUCGGGCGAAAAGGCGGACUGCGCCCUGAACUGGUCGCCAGUCAGUCGCAGGGCAGAUAUGGACACCAUCACUGAGUGGGAAUUGAUCCCCCGCUACCACUACACCAUCAGUGACUUACAAUCCAUAAUAUUUCUUAUAUAUUAAUAUUGUAUAACCUCAGUGUGUCUUUUUAAAUACAUGUUUACAUGUUUGAUUUAGGCGGCAUAUUUGGUCAGCUGGUAAAGCGUUGGCCUCAUAGUUCUGAGUUCUGAGUUUGAUCCUGGUCCCGUCUGUGUGGAAUUUGCAUGUUCUCCCUGUGCCUGCAUGGGUGGGUUUUCUCCGACAUCCCCAAAACGCAACAUUAAUUGGAAACUCUAAAUUGCCCAUAGGUGUGAUUGUGCGUGCGAUUAGCUGGCGACCAGUUCAGGGUGUACCCCGCCUCCUUGCCAUUGACAGCUGGGAUAGGCUCCAGCACGACCCUAGUGAGGAUAAGCGGCAAAGAAAGUGGAUUGAUGGAUGUUUGAUUGAAAACAAACGGUGGAGCGUGUACAGUUGGAGCGCAUGAUGAAGUUCAACAGCCGUGGUGCCUUCAAAAGCUUAGAAAACGUGGAAAUAUUAAAUGGUCCUCCUGAACAUAAAUUUAAAAAAUGUUUGACUUUUUCAUUUGUAUGUUGUAAAUGUGUUAUUCUCGUCCUCCAUUGGUUAUAC